Messenger RNA from Ilex paraguariensis (yerba mate), 807 nucleotides. The record is from the annotation of a GenBank genome assembly. NCBI's taxonomy places the organism in Eukaryota, Viridiplantae, Streptophyta, Magnoliopsida, Aquifoliales, Aquifoliaceae.
AUGAUGGCGAUAUCUUUGUUACAGAGCUUUCUUCAACAAGAGUAUACCUCUAAUUCAAUCUUCCUCACAGCCAUAUCUGUGAUAACUUUUCUGUUCUUAGCAUACUUAGCUAUAUCAGAAAUCAUAGGGAAACACCUCCAGUACUCCAAAUUCUGGAACGUGAAUUCUUCAGCUAAGCAACAGAUCAAACUCUCAAGCACAACAGGCAUGCUCAUACUCUACACUCCGGCGUUCCUCGCCUCACUCGCUUCCUUUUGGGUCUUCCCAGAUGGUGGAAUUAGGUUCAUGAUGGCCAAAUCAGCUAUAACUAUCCAUUUCUUCAAACGGGUUCUUGAGGUUCUGUUUGUCCAUAAAUACAGUGGUGGCAUGGUUCUGGACUCUGCUAUUCUUAUCUCUUCCAGCUAUUUGUUUGCUGCUGCAGCCAUGAUCUAUAUCCAACACUUAGCUCAAGGGCUUGCAGAGCCAGUGAUUGAUCUGAAGUAUCUGGGGGUCGCACUUUUUAUAGCAGGAAUAGGUGGUAACUUUUAUCACCAUUACCUUCUUUCCAAACUUAGGGGGAAGGAUGAAAAAGGAUAUAAAAUUCCCCGUGGUGGGCUCUUCAACUUGGUUAUAUGCCCACACUAUCUUUUCGAAAUUCUUACCUUCAUAGGCAUUUCUUUUAUCUGCCAGACGACGUUUUCCUUUUCCUGCUCGAUAGGCAUAGCUUUGUACUUGAUUGGAAGGAGUUAUGUCACCAGAAAAUGGUACCUUUCCAAAUUUGAUGAUUUCCCUAAGGAUGUCAGGGCUCUGAUUCCUUAUGUUUUCUAA